Messenger RNA from Malus domestica (apple), 1990 nucleotides. RefSeq names its product probable galacturonosyltransferase-like 10. Lineage: Eukaryota; Viridiplantae; Streptophyta; Magnoliopsida; Rosales; Rosaceae. Gene Ontology annotation, cellular component: Golgi apparatus. The record is from RefSeq and is a predicted model, not a curated record. Gene Ontology annotation, molecular function: glycosyltransferase activity.
AACUUAAAAAAAAAAAUUCAGCCUCAUUGCCAGAUUGAAACGAUACUAUCGAAACGAACCUACAGGGAUUAACACGAAAGAAAAACAAACUAUAUCGGAACAAAAAUGAAAACCCGAAUAAGCUACGGGGACUGUUGGUGCAAUUUUAAUAUUUUGGUCCCAACUAAUUAUUACAAUUUAAGCAACCAAAUAAUAUUCAGACGCGUUUUUCUGUUAACACAAAAAAGACGUUUACUCUCUCUCUCUGCUUUUUCUUUGACCAUUUCACUUACAUAUACUCCUUCCUCUCCUCCUCCUCUCCAUUUCCAUUCCCCUCCUCCAUCGCCGACGAUGCUUCUCCUUAAACCCAUUGCUCUCCUCCUCCUCCUCCUCCUCCUCUCCGCCGUCCCCAUUCCCGCAAACGCAAUCCGAUCGUUCCCGGACUCGCAAACCCAACCGGGAAAUGAAAAACGAUUCCACAUGGAUUUCUCAGAAGCUCCCAAAUACACAAACGGAAUCAGCUGCCCUGUUCUUCCGGGUGCAGCAAACGACGUCUGCGAUUCCUCCCUCGUCCACGUCGCAAUGACCAUCGAUUCCGAGUACUUGCGCGGCACCAUUGCCGCCGUGCACUCUGUUUUCAAGCAAGCCUCCUGCCCGGAGAACAUAUUCUUCCACUUCGUCGCCUCGGAUUCCGGCUCGGUUGAUUCUCACCGCCUCUCUCGCAUUCUGACGUCAACUUUUCCGGCGCUUAAUUUCCGAGUUUAUAUCUUCAGAGAGAGUCAGGUGAACCAUCUGAUCUCUCCUUCGAUUCGCCCAGCUCUGGAGAACCCAUUGAACUACGCGAGGAGCUACUUGGCUGAUUUGCUCGACCCCUGCGUUGAGCGAGUGAUAUAUCUCGACUCCGAUGUCGUUGUUGUCGAUGACAUCCAGAAGUUAUGGGGGAUUUCCUUAUCCGGGUCGAGAGUGAUCGGAGCUCCGGAGUACUGCCACGCCAAUUUCACCAAGUAUUUCUCCGACGAGUUCUGGAGCGAUUCCGAGCUCCCCAAGGCGUUCGAUAAAAAAACCCCGUGCUAUUUCAACACCGGCGUGAUGGUCAUCGACUUGGUGAGAUGGAGAGCCGGAGGGUUUACGAGAAAGAUCGAGAACUGGAUGGAGAUUCAGAAGGAGAAGAGGAUUUACGAGCUGGGUUCUCUUCCGCCGUUUUUGCUGGUGUUCGGCGGCGACGUGGAGGCGAUUCACCACCGGUGGAACCAGCACGGCCUCGGCGGCGAUAAUUUGAUGAACAGUUGCAGGCCUCUGCAUCCGGGUCCGGUGAGUUUGCUGCAUUGGAGCGGCGGAGGGAAGCCAUGGACGCGGCUGGAUUUGGGAAUGCCUUGCCCUGUCGAUCUUCUCUGGGCCCCUUACGAUCUCUACAAACACCAUCAAAGUCACCUUCAAGAUCUGCAUCUUCUUCAACAAACACAUCAACAAUUUUUUAUGUUGUAGCAUUAAUUAGGCACAGGAUUAUUUAUUUAUUUAUUUAUUUUUUACAUAAAUUCGUUGAUACAUAGGAGGAAAUAUUAUUUUUACCAGAUGUAAAUAGAGGGAGAGAUUUGAACUGAAUGAAAAUUUUGGAACAUAUCGUUCCGUUUUGCCAAAUUCAGUCAUUUUUUUCUUUUCUCAAGGUGGUCUUCUGGUGCGUUGUACGAUCAACAUAUGCCCAGACCGUCAAUGUGCUCGGUUUUGAUCUUAUUUAGAUCGUCUUUCCAAAUCUUUGAUAGGUUAAGUUAUGUAGAUCAAGAUGCAAGAGGUCAGAAGAACAAGCGAAAAUUAUUGCGGUAUUCCGUAAAACGCUUUCAUUUCGAAGAAGAAGAAUGAUACAGAUGAACUAGUAAAACAAACAAGGUUGACAUAGAUGAACAUGAAGAAUGUACACGCUUCGCACUUUCCCCUCUUCACAAUAAUCCAACAACGCAACUCAAAUGUAAUCGGUUCUCCAAGCCUCUUAAAUGAUGACCUAACAACAUACACC